Molecule: messenger RNA, 1129 nt
Organism: Dimorphilus gyrociliatus
Lineage: Eukaryota; Metazoa; Annelida; Polychaeta; Dinophilidae
Source: the annotation of a GenBank genome assembly
AAUGCUUGACGAGAAUGAUUAUAUCAAGAAAAACCUAAAACUACUAUUAUCAAACACUGAAAAAGCGUACAGUACUCUUGGACGACUUAGUCUAACGAAAGAUAUAGUGAAAAACGUUAAUAGACUUUCAGAAUAUCGAUCAAUUAUUCAAACGGAAUCUGAAAUAUUUUCGCAAAUAUCCAUUGUUAAACCAGUUUUUAUUUUAACUCUACCAAGGACAGGAAGUACGUUUCUACACUGCUUAUUAUCUGAAGAUAAAAGAUGGAAAGUUCCUGGAAAGUGGGAGUUAGGUAAACCCUAUCCCUAUCCAUUAGAUCCACCUUCGAAGGAAAAUGAAGAGACUUUGGCUAGUUUCAAAGAGAGUAACUUUUUGCUAAGUCAAUUUUAUGGUCCGCAAAAUAUUGGCAUCGCUCAUAAACUUCAACCUACUGAUAGCGAAGAUAUUUUAACCUAUAUGAGAGGAGAUGGAAUAUUUUCUUCUCAAUCUUUUGCAUUAGAUAUACCUGAGUAUAAUGCUUGCGUUGAAAAUUUAUCCUAUAAUACUUGGCUUAAGAUUUUCGAGAAUUUCAAAGAUAGAUUAAAAAUGAUAAGUCGAUUCCAAAACUUGGAAAAUAGAAGAUUUUUAUUAAUGUUUCAUAUGAGUCCUUUCUGUAAUAUAUCUGCUCUAUUGGAGACUUUUCCCGACGCUCAAUUCAUUAUUUUGCACAGAGAUCCGAUUAAAAUAAUUCCAUCUAUUACAUCACUUUUUCAGUAUACCUCCAGAAUACAUUUGAAACCGUUUACCGAUAAUACUCAAUAUAUUUGUGACAAACUUACAGAUGUGUACCUUAAGGAAAUAGAUAAAAUGUUCAUUUGGAGAGAAGAUAAGAGGCUUAAAAAAAAUAAAAUAAUAGAUUUACAGUUCAGUGAAUUAGUAAAAAAUCCAAAAAAUGUUGUAAAGCAACUUUAUCGAUUUUUGCAAAUUGAGUAUAAUCAGGAAUGUGAUGAAGCUUUCGAAAAUUAUAUAAAAUUCCAGAACAACCAUAAAUACGGAGUUCAUAAAUAUAUGAAAAUGAAUCUAGAUAAAGUCAAGAUAAGAAGAAGAAGCAAGGAAUAUAUGAGAUUGUACAAUAUCGAACCGAAUGUAUAA